AUGACUUUAUCAGACGAAGAAAUCAGAAAACUUUUCAGAGUCAAUAAAACCCUUAGCCAUAUGCUCAAAGAUCGUGGUUACAUUGUCACUGAUUCUGAACUUGAGAUGACACAUGAUCAGUUUAUCGACAAAUACGGCGAGAACAUGGAAAGAAAAGAUCUUCUUAUUCUCAAGACUAAGAAGAACAAUGACUCUGAUAAGAUCUUUGUCUUUUUCCUACAAGAAGCAAAAGUUAAAAUAGACGAAAUCAAGGCUUGCUUUGAGCGUAUGGAAUCUCAGAAAGUCUUCAGAGCAAUUCUUGUUGUGAAGGAAGAGAUAAACCGUUUCGGUCAAGCUGCCAUAACAGACGCAAACUCCAAACUAAAACUUUACGUGGAAGUUUUUAAGGAGACAGAGCUUUUAAUGAACGUAAAGGAACAUGCUUUUGUUCCGGAUCAUAUAGCUCUAACAGCUGAGGAGAAGAUGGCUUUGUUGGAGAAAUACACUGUAAAAGAGAAUCAGCUUCCACGUAUUCAGUAUACGGAUCCUAUUGCUAAAUACUAUGGGCUAAAACGUGGAGAAGUCGUGAAGAUCAUACGCAAUAGCGAAACAUCUGGUCGUUAUGUCACAUACCGCUUUGUUAUAUGA
Messenger RNA from Eruca vesicaria subsp. sativa (arugula), 627 nucleotides. NCBI's taxonomy places the organism in Eukaryota, Viridiplantae, Streptophyta, Magnoliopsida, Brassicales, Brassicaceae. The record is from the annotation of a GenBank genome assembly.